GAGAAGCGAGAGAGAUGGGUACCAUCGAGGAGCGGGGUGGAUUUAUCGGAGAGGCGACCUUCGCGAUUUCUUUUUAAAGCCACUGCGGUCUCAACUCGAGUCGCCUGUCCUCGGGGCUGCUCCAGUCGUCCCUCCUUCAGGUGCUUCAACGUUCGAAGGGCUAUCUCCCCAAACUCGCGCUGCGAUCUCUCUCGGCCCUGUCCCUUCUCCAACCGACGGUGCUCCGUCUCCGUCCCCUUCUCUUCCUCCCUCGCUCACUGGCAUCAAAGAGAAAAUAAAGCGGGUGCUGGGUACAACUAGACACUGCAAUGGGGAGUAGGAAAUGUACCAACAAGAGUGAAGGGCCAUCUAGUGACUCAUCACCAAAAGGAAAGAAAGGUUUACAGAUCGAGGGGUAUCCAGUCGAGGGAUUAUCAAUUGGAGGGCAAGAAACAUGUGUGAUAUUUCCCACACUCAAAAUGGCUUUUGACAUUGGUAGAUGUCCCCAACGAGCCAUCUCCCAGGAUUUUCUCUUCAUCUCCCAUGGCCACAUGGACCACAUUGGAGGACUGCCCAUGUAUGUUGCUACACGAGGCUUGUACAGUAUGAAGCCACCAACUAUAUUUGUUCCAGUAUCAAUAAAAGAAAAUGUGGAAAAGCUAUUUGAAGUUCACAGGGCAAUGGACCAUUCCGAAUUGAAGCACAAUCUUAUAGGCUUGGAUGUGGGUGAAGAGUUUCAGAUAAGGAAGGACCUCAAAGUGAAGGCAUUUAGAACUUACCAUGUAAUACCGAGCCAGGGUUAUGUAAUUUAUUCUGUAAAGCAGAAACUUAAACAAGAAUAUGCCGGUCUUACUGGAAAUGAGAUCAAGAACUUAAGAUUAUCAGGUGUGGAGAUAACUUACACAUUGACAACACCUGAAAUAGCUUUCACUGGAGACACCAUGUCAGAUUUUAUAGUUGACCCAGACAAUGCUGAUGCACUGAAAUCACGAGUUCUUGUCAUGGAGAGCACUUUUGUUGAUGAUGCUGUUACAACAGAGCAUGCAAGAGAAUUUGGUCAUACUCAUUUGCUAGAGCUAGCACGUUAUGCUGAGAAGUUCGAAAACAAAGCUAUCCUUCUAAUCCAUUUUUCAGCUCGAUAUCAAUCAGAGGAUAUCGAGUCAGCUAUUACUAAACUGCCUCCAUCUUUUUCUGGUCGAAUUUUUGCACUAACAGAGGGCUUUUGACUCGAGUUAUUAGGACCUGGCAUAGGCGCUUUCAAUCUUGAAGGCUAGGGAGGCAAGAACAACUUCGCAUCUCAAUGGAGCAUCAGUAGGCUGCUCUCGGGGGAUCCCAACCCCAAUCCAAUUGCAUUCUUCUUUUUCAUGGUGCUGCUCUCGGUGGAUCCCAUCCACUCUCUUGGAACUCUUUAGACCAAAUUUAAACAGUGAAAUUAGGCAGUAUUUCAUGUCCAUCUCUUCUGAUUAAGUCACAUUAAAUUCUUCAAAUUUUUGAGAUAAAGUGUGUAUUCGAAAUGCAAUUUCUAUUGGGAAGAGGAUCAUCGCAACAAAUCCGUUCAGAGUUCAAGCAUUUCCAGCGUGCUGUCUAGAGGCCUCUUUCCUUGGGAAGAGUCUGCUUUAAGUAUGUGACUGAGAAAGAUCACCAUUGAUAACGGUUUUUUGCUUUACCACAUAGUCUUCAGUAAGGGGAAUGAGAAAAAGGUGAUUCACUUUCUUAGGACGGAAUAUAAAACUUUAUUGGGUUAUCGAGACAUGGGGUGUAUUGAAGCUUUUCAAAGACAAAUUGUAUUGAUACUAAUUAAAGCUCAAAAGUGAGAAGGUUGUGGUCGUACAUAAGUAUUAUUUAGGAUGCUCAAUAUGUACAAAUUUAUCCUAUUUUGGCUGUGCAGUAGGGAGAGAACAUUUUUUUUUCUGUUCCUCUGUUUUCCUCUUUAGUUUAUUUUGUUAGUUCUAGAGUAAGUCUAAAAUUCCAUAUGGUUGGAAAUAUGUUAUUUUGCAACUGCUAUCUGAUUUUACUCGUUUUAAGCAAGUGGAAUAUUAAGAAAGGAGAUAGUUGGACAAAUAAGCGAGGAAUAACCCCCCACUUUCCCCCUUGAUUUUUGGAUAGAACAUGCUUUCAGAUGCAGUAUUGGAGUACCCCUACAGAAAUUCCCCUUUCUUUAGCUGAACGAAGAUGGUUAAACUCCCACUGUUGGAAUUUGGAAUUUGUCCGGAAAGGUUGCAAGACUCCACAUCCCGACAAUCUGUUUUUUAUUUUUUUGGAAUUCCUUUGGUGCUCCUCCUACUUGGAGAUAAUUUGCUGGAAUAUCCGAGGUCGUAAC
Molecule: messenger RNA, 2299 nt
Organism: Elaeis guineensis (African oil palm)
Lineage: Eukaryota; Viridiplantae; Streptophyta; Magnoliopsida; Arecales; Arecaceae
Product: tRNase Z TRZ1
Source: RefSeq, a predicted model, not a curated record